AUGCCCAAGAACGUCAUUCUAAGCACCGUCGGCCUCAUCCUCCUCUCCACCUCCAUCCUGUUCAUCUGGUUCAUCAUCCUCCCCGGCGUCACGAAUGAUACCCCCUUCAGAAAGACAUACUAUCUUCGCGCCGACACCAGCGGCAUCACAGGUGCCCGACCCAUCUCCCAGUGGACAUACUUCUUCAUCUGUGGUCUCGACAACCAAGAUUGCGGAGAUUCUCAUCCUGCCAUCCCAUUCGGGUUUGCCUGGGACAGCAAUGCGCAGAACGUGCCACCGGGACUUGGUGGAAGCCAUGGCAGCGACACAACGUCGUUCCAUUAUUUUUACAUGUGGCGCUUUGGAUGGGUCUUCCUGCUUAUGACGCUCUUCUUCGAGGUCUUGGCCUUCUUCGCCUCCGUCUUGGCCUUCUUCGGCCGUCUAGGUGCUGCGCUUACCUUUGUUAUCUGUGCCAUUGCUCUCUUCUUCUACACCCUCGCCGUAUCUAUUAUAACUGCUACUUUUGUUGAAGCUCGCAACCGUUUUCACGAUGCUGGCCGGUCGGCCCAGAUCGGAGCUUAUGCCUUUGGUUUUCUCUGGGGUUCAUACGCGGCCCUUAUCCUCUCUACUGUUCUAUUCGCCCUCGGUAUUCGUUCAAGCAACAGUUUUGGGCUGAAACGCGGGCAGAGUGAGAAGGGCUCUCGCGGACGCUCUUAUGACGGUCAUCGGGUUAAGGAAGACUAUUCGUAA
This is a messenger RNA of Trichoderma virens Gv29-8, 729 nucleotides long. RefSeq lists its product as uncharacterized. Gene Ontology annotation, biological process: endocytosis; septin cytoskeleton organization; fungal-type cell wall organization. Lineage: Eukaryota; Fungi; Ascomycota; Sordariomycetes; Hypocreales; Hypocreaceae. Gene Ontology annotation, cellular component: membrane raft; cell cortex; plasma membrane. The transcript has 3 exons. The record is from RefSeq and is a predicted model, not a curated record. The coding region runs from base 1 to 729 and encodes 242 amino acids.